AUGUAUGACUCGAUCACAGUACAGCAGCAGGAUCAACUGAAAUGGCUUCAUAUGGAUUACUCGAUACUGGAGAAGAAGGAGACUUUGCCCUUGUCAAAGUGGUCUGCUACAGACCAGAUUUUGUGCAAGGUUGGGAUGACGCGGAAGCCGACAGUGUCUGCUCGGCUACUUGAAUGGGAAAACACCUGCAAGCACCCUGUAACUGGGCUUAGCCCUUCUUCAAUCCAGGCGCUGGCUGCCGCGCAGCAGCCCUCCAAGCCCCCCGAAAAGUCUCUUGUAAAGCUUUUUAGAAAGCUCUCAAUCAACCUUAAAAGUAAAACCCCACACGCCGUUUCAAAUUCUCAGCAGCUCGCUCUCAAAUGCUUUCACAACGGUGGCUUUUAUGUGAGAGAUGGGAACGCCUUGGAGGAUAUGGAAGCGCGAAUUCAUAGGUUGCUUUGGCAAAGAUUUGGCCAAGGUUUUAUUUAUUGCCAUGGUUGCAGGAACGAGAAGGACCAUCCCAAGCGGCACAAAGAGUGGUUUAUGAUCCCUAUUUCGCAGCUACCGAAUGUUUUCAAAGCCAUAGACGCCAUUUGUGUAGGAAAAUAA
Messenger RNA from Lachancea thermotolerans CBS 6340, 588 nucleotides. RefSeq lists its product as uncharacterized. The transcript has a single exon. Lineage: Eukaryota; Fungi; Ascomycota; Saccharomycetes; Saccharomycetales; Saccharomycetaceae. The record is from RefSeq and is a predicted model, not a curated record. The coding region runs from base 1 to 588 and encodes 195 amino acids.